CCACCAUGCCACCCCCAGAGCUCGCAGCACCUUCAACCCCCGGCCCCCAACCUUGAUUGCGGACUUUAAUUUCUCUCCGUCCUCCCUGAUCGACCUCCCCUUUCCUGUCAAAUCGUCCCGCUCUCAUAGAGCACCCUUCAGAUCCCAUGGAAAGCCACGGCAUAGCCCGCACAGCCCGGAAACCACGCACCGAAGCCCAGCUCCAAACCGACCUCGCCAAGAUCGCCAACCUCCGCGCCCUCGAAGACGCCCUCCUCCGCGCCUCGCCGCGGCCCGCCGACCCGGCCGACCCGGCGACCCUCGCCCUGACCACGAAGCUCCUGCGCCUGAACCCGGAGCACUACACGGCAUGGAACGUCCGCAGGCGCUGCCUAACCUGUGGAUCAUUAUCAAGACCCUCGCCUGGGCCGUCGCCGUCGGCGCCGCCCGCGAGUUCGUCAGCAGCAUGCACUCCGCCUCCGUCCUCCGCCGCUGCGUCGCCCUCUUCCUCGACCGCGAUCCCGCCAGGCCCCGCGUCCCCACCGGGCCCAGGGAGUGGGAGGAGUGGUACAACAGCUGAUGCGCCGCCGGCCGACGAUGACAAGGUGGUGGUCGACACCCUCAGGAGCGAGCUCAUGUUCACGAUCCCGCUCCUGCUGGAGUUCCCAAAGAGCUACUGGAUCUGGAAAUACCGCUCCUGGCUCCUCCAGCAGGCCAUCGAUAGACUACCCAGGCCCGUCGCCCGGCGCAUAUGGGAGGAGGAGCUCGGCCUCGUGUCCAAGAUGCUUACCAAGGACCGCCGCAAUUUCCACGCCUGGGGCUACCGGCGCCAAGUAGUCGUCAUUCUCGAAAGCGCGGCUCUCGACGGCACGAGCCUGGUCGAGGCCGAGUUCGCGUACACGACAAAGAUGAUCAACACGGACCUGUCCAACUUCUCGGCGUGGCAUAACCGGUCGAACCUGAUACCCCGCCUGCUAGAGGAGCGCGGCGCCGACAACGAGGCGCGGCAAAAGUUUUUGGAAGAUGCAGAACUCGACCUUGUCCGUGAGGCACUAAACGUAGGCCCAGAGGACCAGUCUCUGUGGUUUUACCACCAUUUUCUCGUUCAGAACAUGACCGAAGAGUCAGACGGGCGGCCCAGAAUCGCACCGAGCCUGUCAAGUCCACAAAAGGCAUCCUAUGUGAGACGCGAAAUUGAAGAUAUCAAGGACCUUUUGGAAGACUACGACGACAUCACGUGGAUUUACAAGGCGCUGCUGGACUACACGAGGGCGCUGCCGCGCAUCGAAGGAAGGGAGCUCAGCGAAGAAGAGACGGAAGAACUACGAACGUGGAUGGCCAAGGUGCGUCAGCUGGACCCUAUGCGUAACGGGCGUUGGAAGGAUCUUGACAAGGAGUGUAAUCUGCUCUAG
This is a messenger RNA of Colletotrichum phormii, 1391 nucleotides long. RefSeq lists its product as uncharacterized. The record is from RefSeq and is a predicted model, not a curated record. Lineage: Eukaryota; Fungi; Ascomycota; Sordariomycetes; Glomerellales; Glomerellaceae. The transcript is spliced from 3 exons. Gene Ontology annotation, molecular function: Rab geranylgeranyltransferase activity. Gene Ontology annotation, cellular component: cytoplasm; Rab-protein geranylgeranyltransferase complex. Gene Ontology annotation, biological process: protein geranylgeranylation. Bases 147 to 1391 code for a protein of 414 amino acids.